AUGGAGGAGGAUGGAUGGCGGAUGGGCGGGGAGCCUGAGCUGCAGUGUGACGCCGCCCACUGUCGCUUUGUCUCAGAGGCCUGCGCCCCCGGGGAGUGCUGCUUCGGGGCCCUGCCCUACACAGAGGACUCAGGGUCCCCAUGGGCUUUAACGCCCGGACCCCAAAACCUGACCUGCUACCGGCUCUCCGAUGGCCACUAUGAGUGCUCCUGGGGAUACGAGGGGCCACGCGAAGGGGUCAACCACUUUCUGCGCUGCUGCUUUGGCCCCCGGCGCUGCUGCUACUUCGCAGUGGGUGCAGCCACUGCCUUCCAGUUCUCCGACCAGGACGAGGUCCCCGUGCGUCGCACCGUGUCCUUCUGGGUGGAAUCCUGGGGGCCCAGGGGCAUGCAGCGUUCCCCUCGGGUGAACGUGACCCUCAACAGAAUGGUUAAGUACGACCCUCCCACUGGUAACAUCAAAGUGUCCAGGCGGCAUGGACAGCUGCUGAUGGAAUGGGAGGCACCCGAGGACCAGGGCGACGCGCAGGUGCAGUUCCGGCAGAGGCCAGCAGGCGGCUUCUGGGAGCUGGGUGACUGUGCACAGCAGGGAGGUGGCCACCAGGACACGAUGCACGAGUCCUGCCUCUGGCCCCUGGAAGCAGGAGUUGUGCGAGAGUUCCAGUUUCGGAGACGGUGGGGCCGAGGGGACCCCAGGGCCGCCAUCCAGCACCCCCUCAUCUUUCUCACCCCAGAGCCCCCGGCACUGCCGCAACUGAAUAUCUCGCUGGGGCCGCUGGGCCCAGAAGGGAGGAGGCAGCUGAUCCUGGAUGGACAGCUGCCUCAGCCUGCGCUUCCAGAGGGCUGCCGUGGGGAGGUGACCUACCGCGUCCACCUGCAAAUGCUGUCCUGCGCAUGCAAGCCCGAGGCCACAGCUGUUCAGGCUCUGCACCUCGGGAGAAGCUUCGACAUCUCGGGCGCCGCCUACCGCCUGACGGUUGCCCCGGAGGAUGGCGGCAGCCCCAACCAGUCCUGGCACAUUCCUGCCCAGGCAUACACAGGAGCAGCAGUUGCCGCCGGGGGCAGCCCGCGCUGGCCCGACCGAACUCCGGGCACGACCUACUGCAUCGAGUGGGAGCCCCAGAGCCCGGAGGAGGGCAACGCCUCCUGCACCCUCCUGACCCCCCAGGCCGCGAACCACAGCUGGACCCGAAUGGCUGGAGAUUGCGGCUGCAUCACCAUCUUGGCCUCUGCGAGCCCAGAGAAGCUGGCCACGUGGUCUUCCGUCCUGUCUACCUUCCGCUUCGGGGGCAACGCCCCGGGAGCCGGGAGCCCGCAGCUCGUGCUGGUCAGGAACGUCACCUCGCGCUCCGCCAGCGUGUCCUGGACGCCGCCCGCGCUGGGCGCCUGCGCGGGGCUCCUGCGAGGCUACGCGGUGCGCUACAGGGAGGAGGCGCGCGACGACGCCAGCGCGGCAGAGCAUCCCGUGGGGCCUGCCCAGACCCACGCCCACCUCCGUGGCCUGCAGCCGGGCCGGCCCUACGCUGUGCAGGUGCGUGCCCACCUGAUGCAGGGUCCCGGCACCUGGAGCCCACCCGUCUGCUUCCACACAGAUGAUGAGCUGUCAGCACUGUCCACCUUCCUGGCGUCCGUGGGGAGCUUUGUGGCUGUCUUUCUCCUGGGCAUCCUGGGCUACCUGGGCCUGAGCAGGGCUGCCCGGUGCCUGUGCCCGCCCCUGCCUGUGCCCUGUGCCAGCUCUGCUGUCCAGCUCCCUGACGGCCACUGGAAGCAGGCUUGGUUUUGGGUCAGUCCGGCAGACUUCCUGGAGGAGGCAUCCCUACAAGAGGCCUUGGCAGUGAACACAUCCUGGGAAGAAGGCGAGGAGGCUGGCCCAGACACCCCUGGGCAUCCCCACCAGAAGCUGGAGGCCCCACAGGGUGCCCCCAAGCCCUCCUAG
Messenger RNA from Sorex fumeus (smoky shrew), 1935 nucleotides. It is a transcript of the gene IL12RB1, whose product is annotated as interleukin 12 receptor subunit beta 1. The coding region runs from base 1 to 1935 and encodes 644 amino acids. Gene Ontology annotation, biological process: cytokine-mediated signaling pathway. Gene Ontology annotation, molecular function: protein binding; cytokine receptor activity. The transcript is spliced from 15 exons. Lineage: Eukaryota; Metazoa; Chordata; Mammalia; Eulipotyphla; Soricidae. Gene Ontology annotation, cellular component: external side of plasma membrane. The record is from RefSeq and is a predicted model, not a curated record.